Messenger RNA from Erigeron canadensis, 680 nucleotides. RefSeq lists its product as uncharacterized. NCBI's taxonomy places the organism in Eukaryota, Viridiplantae, Streptophyta, Magnoliopsida, Asterales, Asteraceae. Bases 104 to 553 code for a protein of 149 amino acids. The transcript has 5 exons. The record is from RefSeq and is a predicted model, not a curated record.
UGAUCCCCUCUCCUCCUCCUACAAACUUCCAAAAUCCAUCGGGUGUUUUUCACCCGCUAAUAGGAGGUACCUCAGCUCUAGCAACCAAAUAUUAAAAUCAAAGAUGGAAAUUGUAGUCCACAGUGGGGAUCAAGCUGCGGAUUUCCUGCCUUUUGGAAUUCAUUUGUCUGAAAACUGGCCAGCAUGGAUCCCUGGAGUUGUAUUGGCUCUUGUUGUACCAUUUUUCACAAACAAAUGGGGUCCUUUUGCAAAUAUCAAAGAGGAACUCGACAAAGUAGAGGAGGCGGUUGAUAAUGUGGCCGAUCGAGUGGAAGAAAUCGCAGAGAAGGUGGAAGACUUUGUUGGAGAUAUGGCCGAUGAUCUACCAGAAGGCAGUCAAUUUAAACAAAAAUUAGAACAAGUUGAAAAGGUUGCUGAUACCAUCGGAAAGGAUGCCAAAAAGGUCUCUGAUAUUAUUGACAAGAUGGACGAAAUGGAAGCCAAAUUGGAAACGAUGCUCGAUAAAGCGAAUGAGAAAAAGAAGACCACACCUACAAAAAUAGAGCCAGAAUAGUUCAAUUUAUGUCCGGAUUAGGCUAAAUGCAAGUUUUAAAGUUUUUCAUUUUUUUUUAGAUAAUAUGUGAUAGUAGUGCAUUACGUGGUCACUAAAAUUAAAGCUGGAAGUCCAUGGAACGUAUUAU